Messenger RNA from Mycena citricolor, 1447 nucleotides. Lineage: Eukaryota; Fungi; Basidiomycota; Agaricomycetes; Agaricales; Mycenaceae. The record is from the annotation of a GenBank genome assembly.
AUCACAGCUACGUUAGAUCGCCUUCAGGCCUGGCCCGGGCAGCAGAGUUUGACUAAAAUCAUUUGUACAUUCCCAUUGCGCUAUCUUGUUAGUUCCCGAUGGUCUAGUCCUUGGAAGUCACCGUUCCUGAAAUUCGGUGAGCCGGAAAUCCAUCAGGAUCGUAGUCGUACUUCAUUUAGUCAGGCUUAGGACGUCGCUGUCCCGAGGAACGUAGUCCGGAUCGUGCCGUUUUAGACACGUGACGCAACUUAAGAUCGAUCGGCUUCCCACUCAUAUGUAUGUGAUUUGUAAUAGGCCUAUCGCAGAGAAACCGAUUCGAGGUAUCGCUAUUGUCGUUUCACCACGGAGCUGGUCGACAAGGUACCGAUGAACCGACCGAAUCGGAGCGUCACCCAGCGGCAUGCCACUUCUCAAGCGACCGACUCGUCUUGACUGGUGUCGGUUUUGUGGAAACGAGUAUCGAAAAUUUUCGCCUCUUGUAGAAGGAGUUUCAGCCGCUCGAUGUUCUGCUCCGAUCCAAAAGCCACCAACAGAUCUUCGGCAAUAUUUGGACUCGGUUCAACGAAAUGCCUCUAUAUAAGCUGGGCGAUAGGAAGCAUUUUUUUCAAGCCGCUUUCUGCAGUUGCGACAUCUGUUACCUCCUCUGCACUCGAUAUGGCCAUUAUCUUCAUCCCGAUGAUCCUUGCCUGGCUUGCGACGACCGUGUCCAAUGGCCCGCAGGUCGCAGUCAGCCCCACCGGCGUCCGCAUCACGCGUGCACAGGGUGUCCAAGGCUACAACACCUGGGCCUACCUGAAGCCCCUUUACGAUCAGGUGCUCGACCCAGUCAAGGUUGACACGUUCCAGUGCGAUCUCACCAUCAAUUCCAUCACCGCCGCCACCGAAUUCAAGCUCCAGCUGCCCAGCAUCGUCAUCCUGCGCUGCACCGCGCCGUACGCCGGCGGUCGCGUCUCCUGCAACUACGUCUACUUCGACCUUGCGGGGCGGUUCCAGACCAUCGGCAGCUCGGCAUUCGUUCCUGGCGGACCGUCGCGCCAGAUCAAGCUGGUUUUCGGAUCCACUGGCGUGACGGUGUACGAGACGGGAGUCAUCGUGGGAACAGCGGGCACGGCCCUCAUUGGCGUCGAACCCCACCAGGUCAAGUUCAGCGCGCAAAUUCUGGACAGAGGUGCGGGCUUGGACAUUAGUGUCGAUAAGAUUGCGGUCGGGUCGAGUGCGAGUUUGGUGUGAUCUGGUGUGGUCUGGUCAAUGGUUUCGAAGAUUCAUUCCUUGUGUUCUCUUUGUUUGUGAAAUAUAUUUUACGGUCCUUGAGAUAGGCUUGAACACUGAAGCUACAAAAAGGUGGUCCCUCAUCCACGAGUAUCGUCACCGAAAGAUCCAGAAGGGGAAUCAACGGCCAGCCGAACGACGCGUCACUCCGAACAAUGGUAAAUCGACAAGGACUCUC